This is a messenger RNA of Lachnellula hyalina, 2154 nucleotides long. Its product is annotated as Glutaminase A. Bases 1 to 2154 code for a protein of 717 amino acids. The transcript has 11 exons. Gene Ontology annotation, biological process: carbohydrate metabolic process. NCBI's taxonomy places the organism in Eukaryota, Fungi, Ascomycota, Leotiomycetes, Helotiales, Lachnaceae. The record is from RefSeq and is a predicted model, not a curated record.
AUGAAUUUUCACUUCCUCGUAGUUGCCCUAGGCACACUUGUCAACAACGGUUUGGCAGCUACAUUCAGUCCAGCCAGACCUCCCGCGAUUCCUCUGGCAGUUAGAUCUCCGUACAUGAACACAUGGCUUGAACUCGGAAGCGAUGGAGGAUCCCAAGGUUUCCUUCCAGGUGCUUGGCCUCGCUUCUGGGCAGGCCCCCAACCUGGAGAAGCCGUUGGUGCCAAUGGAGCCGUAACUGGGUGGACAGGAUUGAUCAAGGUUGACGGGGCAUCAUACACAUGGAUGGGGCAGCCGAAAAUUGGCGACGACUUCCCUACCAAUGUCAAGCAGACGAGCUUUGAAUAUACCUCCCAACGAUCAACCUUUAUCAUGAACGUCGCAGGAAAAGUAUCUAUGAAUGUAACAUUCAUCUCCCCUAUUGCACCAAAGGAUCUCAAGAGACAGUCAAUCAUCGGCAGCUAUCUUCAGGUCACUGUUGCUGCAACUGAUGGAGCUACGCAUUCUGUUCAACUCUACGCUGACACUACAGCAGAAUGGGUUUCUAUCCGCAAUACAGACACUGCCCAGUGGAGCUUUUCCAAUCAGAAUAACAUUGUCAGUCACAAAUCCUGGCGUCAAACACAGAGCGAGUUCAAUGCGGAUUUUCCUGAUGAUGGUUCCCAUUGGGGAAAUUGGUAUUGGUCAACAGCAGCCACCCCGUCCUUGACUUCCCAAUCUGGUGGUCAUGAGACUGUGCGCGGGAACUUCCUUCGUGACGGCAAGCUCCCAAACACCCAAGAUAGCAAUUACAGAGCAAUCAGUGACAACUUCCCUGUCUUUGCAUUCGCAAAUGACCUCAGCAAUGUUGGGAACAACCCAAUCACAACGCUAUACACCAUCGUUCAUGCCCAGGAGAAUGCCAUUCAAUUCGAUGGUGCAAACGGCAUCGUUUCUGUCCGCUCUCUCUGGACCAGUUAUUUCGGUUCUGAUCUUGCAGUGGUCGAGUUUUUGUACAAAGACUACUCAACAGUAGAUGGAGCUAUCGAUCAUGUCUUCGCUGUUGACUCUCUUGCGGCUGGUGGCCAGGAUUAUCUCACCAUCACUUCGCUUUCGGCACGCCAAGCCUUUGGUGGUACUCAGUUAUGCGGAACCAUUUCCAAGCCGUACCUGUUUCUCAAAGAAAUUUCCUCCGACGGCAAUAUUCAGACCGUGGACGUUUUCUUUCCGGCUAUACCCAUUUUCCUAUACUCUAAUCCGGUCUUAGUCAAGUACCUUCUGGAUCCAUUGUUUGAGAAUCAAGAAGCUGGGCGCUUCCCCAAGCAGUGGAGUAUACAUGAUAUGGGGGGCCAUUACCCGCAAGCUAUUGGGCAUGAGGAUGGCCAACAAGAGGAUAUGCCUGUUGAGGAAUGUGGAAACAUGAUCAUCGCAACUCUAGCCUAUGCCCAGUCGACAUCAGACACUGCCUACCUGUCUAAACACUAUCAACUAUUGAAGCAAUGGGCUGGUUUUCUAGUCUCUGAUUCUCUGAUCCCAGACAACCAACUAUCUACCGACGAUUUCCAAGGAUCGCUUGCCAACCAAACGAACUUGGCGUUGAAGGGUAUCAUUGGUAUUGAGGCAAUGGCUGUGAUUGCCAGGCUUACAGGCAACAAUGCGGAUGUAACCAGAUUUUCCAACACAGCGCAUGACUACAUCAAGAAGUGGCAGGAUAUGGCUGUGGUCACGGAUGCGAAUCCUCCACAUACCAACCUGGCUUACCAUGAUAACAACUCGCAUGGUCUGCUUUACAAUCUUUACGCCGAUAAACUUCUGGGCCUCAAUCUAGUCCCAAAUUCCAUAUACGACAUGCAAAGCACCUUUUAUCCCACGGUCGCAGAUGAAUUUGGAGUAACGCUUGAUACAAGAAAUACGAAUACGAAAUCGGACUGGCAAAUGUGGGUUGCAGCUAUCUCAAGCCCGUCCACAAAGACCAUGUUUUAUUCCAAGCUCGCAAAUUGGAUAAACAAAACACCGACGAAUCGUGCUUUUACUGACCUGUACAACACGCGGUCAGCAGAUUUUGGGGGGGGCAAAUUUGCCGCACGACCUGUUGUUGGAGGGCAUUUUGCGGCGCUGGCCUUGAACGGGGCCCCGAGGAGUGCGGGUGUUAGGAGGGGUGUGGAAUUUAAAGCUUGA